AUGUUAAACCGUUUGCUGCUAUGUCGAAGAACUGCGUUAGAUGUUUUCAGUAGUGAGGAGGAUGAGGGACAGCAAGAUAAUUUGCCAAAAAAAGUUAGAUCCGUCGAAGUUCUGCGACCUCGACCGAGUCGUUAUGUUACGUGGGGUUUUGAUAACGAAAUGGACACGCAAAACGAAGAUGCGACCUCGCCAGCACCAUCCGUAGCUCAAGAUUCAGCAACUGGCAUCCCGUUGAGAACCACAAGGCAAACAACAGCUGCUGCAACAAAUUAUCCUGGCACCACUACACGUAACGGUCAGAUGUUUGUGGAGGAGGAAGAUGAAACAGACGAAGAGGAUGAACGUGCAGUUCAACGAGCCAAUGAAAUUAUGAAAACAAGAAGGAAACUGUUAAGUGAACCACCAAAGAGUAAAAGUAAAAACAUUUAA
Molecule: messenger RNA, 429 nt
Organism: Didymodactylos carnosus
Lineage: Eukaryota; Metazoa; Rotifera; Eurotatoria; Philodinida; Philodinidae
Source: the annotation of a GenBank genome assembly